AUGGCGAUCAUUUCUCCUACCAUUAAGACAACCUCGUCCUCGAAACUCAUCACCCUUGCCGCCGGGUGUUUCUGGGGGGUGGAACACAUCUUCAACAAGCAAUUCCGCAACCAAGGCCUCGUCGACAUCAAGGUGGGUUAUGCCAACGGCAUUGAGUCCCUCACUGAUAUCAACUACCGCAAGGUGUGUCUGGGGGAGACCAACUUUCUGGAGGCGGUGCAGAUCUCAUACGAACCGGCGCAAUUGCCUUUGCUGGAGAUCUUGAAUCUUUUCUUCAGAAUGCAUGAUCCCACCACCGUCAACCGCCAGGGCCCCGACCAGGGCACCCAGUACCGCAGUGGCAUUUACUACCAAACCGAGGAAGAGAAGCAAGCGGCGCUCGCCGCCCGCGACGAGGCGCAGAAGACGUGGUACCCCAACCACCACAUUGUCACCCAAAUCGAGCCGCUUAAGAUCUGGUAUGACGCCGAAGACUACCACCAAGAGUACCUUAUCAAGAACCCCGGCGGCUACGAAUGUCCCUCGCACUUUAUUCGCACCCUGCCUAAGGCUUAG
Messenger RNA from Diutina rugosa, 555 nucleotides. It is a transcript of the gene MXR1, whose product is annotated as peptide-methionine-S-sulfoxide reductase. The record is from RefSeq and is a predicted model, not a curated record. Bases 1 to 555 code for a protein of 184 amino acids. Gene Ontology annotation, molecular function: peptide-methionine (S)-S-oxide reductase activity. NCBI's taxonomy places the organism in Eukaryota, Fungi, Ascomycota, Pichiomycetes, Serinales, Debaryomycetaceae. The transcript has a single exon.